AUGGAGAGAAGAGGGACUGCAGCCACCCCAUUUGCAAAAGAAGUGGGUGUGGCUCAUGCAGAAGGAGCCAACCCACCCCUCGGCAGUUCUUUUCACACUUCCAUCACUUGGAGCUCCCUUCUGCCUCAUAGAGCUCCCUUAUUUCUCAAGCUACUUUGGGGGUGUUUUUGCAAUUUUGCUGUUCUAUUUGUGGGGUUUCUUGGUUAUUUUGGGUCACCUCGUGAGUUUGAAGAAAACAGUCCUUUUCAAAGUCCCCGACAAGUAAUUGAUUCUUAUUCAUCUACUGGCGUUAGCCCUAGCCCAGCAUGGGCAGCUCUUUCCUGGUACAUGAUCUGGGUCGGAACUUCGUUAUCCCUCCCGUUGAUAUACUGA
This is a messenger RNA of Ilex paraguariensis (yerba mate), 372 nucleotides long. The record is from the annotation of a GenBank genome assembly. Lineage: Eukaryota; Viridiplantae; Streptophyta; Magnoliopsida; Aquifoliales; Aquifoliaceae.